Molecule: messenger RNA, 1876 nt
Organism: Phyllopteryx taeniolatus (common seadragon)
Lineage: Eukaryota; Metazoa; Chordata; Actinopteri; Syngnathiformes; Syngnathidae
Gene: bcl10
Product: BCL10 immune signaling adaptor
Exons: 3
Coding region: 574-1281 (235 amino acids)
Biological process (GO): apoptotic process; canonical NF-kappaB signal transduction; positive regulation of extrinsic apoptotic signaling pathway
Cellular component (GO): CBM complex; cytosol
Molecular function (GO): kinase activator activity; transcription coactivator activity; NF-kappaB binding
Source: RefSeq, a predicted model, not a curated record
AGUACGACCUUUUCUUCCCCCUCGGCGUAUACUGAAACACAAAAAUAUCAAUGGAUACUCAAGAUUUACCACGAUAUAUCAACUAAAAACUCGAAAGUAAUCUUUUGGCGUAAUACCUUAAUGCCGAAGUUAGUUUAGCAACCAUUCGCUUUUACCGGAACACCUGGAUUUGUUUGUUUGUUUUUUUCCGAGGAUGGAUGUUCCUCAACUCAACGAAGAUGAGAUGGCGGAGAUUAAAAGAGAUAAACCAAGUGCACUUCAGCUUGAGGUCAUAACUGAUGGCUGAACAUUCUCCAUCAGAAUUUUCUGGUUAACAGCAGAAUUCAUGGUUUCAUCAAUCACAGCAAGUUGUCAAGGUCCUGAAGAAGCAUAGCAGCCCCAGAACAUCACACUAAGCCACCUCAUCUGGCUCCUCUCGAUGUUUUCUUUUUUUUUUAAAAAACAUUUCCCAUGUUAUUUAGGGAUGCACAUGGGGAAGAGGGGAUCCUUGAAAAAAUCCCUCUCCUGUAUAGGGUUCUUGGACCCAAUACCGGGGUCGAAAACUGGACAUUAACUUUGCUAAUUUGAAAAAGAAUGAGCUCUCCCAACAUGGUCUGCCAGGUCCUGACUCGCAUGCGGCACUACCUCUGCGAGAAGAUCCGGGCACGGUGCCAUCUGGACUACCUGCGCUCCCGCCGCAUCUUGACCCGGGACGACGCAGAGGAGAUCAACAGCAAGAGCACGCAGACCAGCAGGACGGGGUGGCUACUGGACAUCCUCACCGAGAACCCCCGCGGUCUCGACGUUCUGGUUGACUCCAUCCGGGAGCUGCGCUCGCAAAACUUCGUCAUCCACAAGAUCACAGACGAAGUGCAGAAGGCCAAGAAUGAGAAGCUGGAGUCUCUCAGAGCCGGAGCUUCUAUUUCCUCACCCAAGAACAACCUCACCCCUCCAUGUACCAUCCAUGAGCUCUCCGGUACAUUUUCAAACGACUCCACCAUGCUGUUCUAUCCGGACAGACAACGAAGCCCCUCUACUUUGGAAGUCCACGCCCGCCCCAGCGCGCCGUCGCUGCCGAACGGCGGCGGUCUGACGUCUGUGGCCUCCUCCUCCAGCCUCCCCAAGCCAGGAGACCCGGGAGCUCCCGCUCUGCCCGAGGAUGAGGUGGAGCAGCUGGUGGAGUCGCCCUCCAACAUAGAAGCGGUGUCACCGGGGUCCACCAACAGCGGAGCGGAUCCCAACUUCCAACCCCUACGCUCGCGAUGUCUCACUCCCGCGUCACAUCGGAGCAACUUUUACUAGAAUAGUAUGUUUGCAUUAAAGGGACAAUCAGGUACAUGACACACCCACUAACUAGAUGUUUUGCUGCUUUUUAUUACAGUAUAAACUGCAUAAUACAGUCACUACACUGUACACCAAGACAUGCACAAGUAAUAGCUUCAUCUCUUGUGUAUUCAAUGACACCUGUGUAAUUCCCCAAAAAUACCGAAACUGUGGUAUACACUGUAAUCACGUUGAAGUUACUAAUGUCUAUUAUCUGAUUUUUAAAAUGACAAAUAUGUUCUCUGUACUCGUUUGCAGAUUUAUGUUUGUACACAAAAGACACAUUGCAGUGAAACAUAAUAAUGCCAGAGCUGUAUCCCAAAUUUAUGAAAUAAUAAUGCUCAGUUUCUAGGCAUUCAUCCAUCAAUCCACUUUUUAUUACGCUUGUCCUCCUUAGCUGUUUGUUGCUAAAAUUGGUUAAUGAAAAUGUAUUUUUUAUAUUCAUUCAUCUAAUUAAAAACAGUAAAUUGAUUUAUAUGAAAUAUGAGUUAAAUACAUUUUACAUAUAUAUUUUACAUUUUUUAUUUCAUGAAAUGGGGUUAAUUGUAAUAAAAUACUGUAAUUAUGAAUAAGA